Molecule: messenger RNA, 294 nt
Organism: Acanthoscelides obtectus
Lineage: Eukaryota; Metazoa; Arthropoda; Insecta; Coleoptera; Chrysomelidae
Source: the annotation of a GenBank genome assembly
AUGUGGGUACAUGGGCGCAGUGAUCUACUUCGGUGGAAUGUUAUUGGAAAAGCCAACAUUGUCAAGACUAGGGCUACUCUGAAGUACAUCACGGUGCAGCAGAUGUCGAAAAAGGAAGUACCGCACAGACCAAGUACAUCAGCACUUUACACAGACUUUAUUUUGGAAGCCAAAAAAAAACUUCAACACUGUGACUUGAUAAAAUAUCAGGACGAUUUAAACACUCAAAUGUUAUGCGGUAUCCCUGCUGCACUGUUUAAUAUGAACCAACCACCAAAAUUCAAGCAGACGUAG